Trachymyrmex cornetzi is the source of this 1381-nucleotide messenger RNA. RefSeq names its product E3 ubiquitin-protein ligase Fancl (gene Fancl). The transcript has 8 exons. Gene Ontology annotation, biological process: protein monoubiquitination; interstrand cross-link repair. Gene Ontology annotation, molecular function: ubiquitin protein ligase activity. Gene Ontology annotation, cellular component: Fanconi anaemia nuclear complex; nucleus. The coding region runs from base 106 to 1278 and encodes 390 amino acids. NCBI's taxonomy places the organism in Eukaryota, Metazoa, Arthropoda, Insecta, Hymenoptera, Formicidae. The record is from RefSeq and is a predicted model, not a curated record.
GAGUUGUGCUACUGUAUAUAGUAUAUACUGUGGUCAGGUUUCUUUCUGGCUUUUGGUAAUAUAAAUCACAUUUUUACAUUGACACUUUUAAAUUAACUGCUGGCAAUGGCAACAAAACACAACUAUAAUUAUGAAGAAAUCUUGAAAUGGCAUCCGGAGAUAAUACUUACCUCAGAAUCCCCUGUCACUUGGCAAGGCUUUCUACUUGUCUCAGAAUUGUAUUCUGCUGGGAAUAUUCGAUGUCCCAGAGUAAAAGUGAAAUUAGUUAUGCCCAAUUAUCCAUCAUUUGAUAAAGCGCAAAUCAGCUUUGGCAAGCAUAUUGCUUUUCUGCGGAACAUAGAAUUCAGCAGAGAAGUGAAGAAGUCAAUGAAGUCUAAAAAAAGAACUGUAUCAUCAUUUUUGUCGCAGUUACAAUUACUUACUGGUAAAUAUAUACAUAAUACAAGUAGUAAAGUUUGUAUACCGUUUGAUUUUGAAUCUACAAGAGACUUUUUAUUUGAUAUAAAAGCAGCUGUUCAGAAUCAGUCCGAUGUGCAAUUGUCAUGCGAUCGAAAUCUGAAUACUAUCAAAUUAUCCUUAAGAGAAAUAUUUCUUACAUUGCAAAGAUGCAAAGAUAUUGACAUUCCCUGGAAAGUAGUAUCUUCUAACAUGCCUGAAAACUUAGAGAAGAUAGUAUUGAGCAAAAAUUUGAAUGCUGUGGCGACAAAGUUCAAAUGGCAAGUGGAAAUAUUGGAAAGAGCAUGGGAACAAUUGAAAGAAAUUGACGAGAAUUGUUGGGUAAUUGACCCACCAAAACCAAACAAAAGUCACGUGCACAGACGCAUUCAUUUGUCGCAAUCUAUAUCUGUAACAAUUACAAUAGAUCCCAUUGCUCCUACUGUUGCGCCGACAAUUCAGUUCUCAGGCAGCGAUAACGAGGUGAAACGACAAAUGGAAGAUGUUUCCAAUAAUAUUCAUAACUGGAAUCCGGAUUGUAAUAUUUUAGAUAAUCUGAGGAUGUUGUUAAAUAUGUACACAUUUCCCGAGCAGCAGGACAGUUUGGACGAUUUGCAAGGCAUUAUCAGUAAUCGUGAAUGUGGUAUAUGCUUCUCCGAAACAUCGGAAACUGAUGAAUUGCCAAAUAAGAUAUGCAAUAAUCAAAAGUGCAUGAAACACUUUCAUUCAGUAUGUUUAUCAAAGUGGUUACAAACUAACGCUGCGAAUCAAGUUGUGUUUAGUCAUAUCUAUGGCAAUUGUCCACAUUGCAAGGAAGAUAUUGCCUGUCCCAUUGAAUGUUGAAGGCAAAUAUUAACUUAUUUUUUACAACACUGAGAGGCACGUGCGCUACCGACCUAAAUCCCAUAACAAGAUGCACUCUUGUCAGUUCUGUUUCGUCAUCAAC